AUGGAGAGGAGACCAUGGGUGGGGAACAGACAACAUGGCUGCCGUGCUGUGGCAGAGACUGGGUUAGGGCGUGCUGUGGCAGAGACUGGGUUAGGGCGUGCUGUGGCUGUGGCAGAGACUGGGUUAGGGCGUGCUGUGGCAGAGACUGGGUUAGGGCGUGCUGUGGCAGUAACAGAGACUGGGUUAGGGCGUGCUGUGGCAGAGACUGGGUUAGGGCGUGCUGUGGCUGUGGCAGAGACUGGGUUAGGGCGUGCUGUGGCAGUGACAGAGACUGGGUUAGGGCGUGCUGUGGCAGAGACUGGGUUAGGGCGUGCUGUGGCAGUAACAGAGACUGGGUUAGGGCGUGCUGUGGCAGAGACUGGGUUAGGGCGUGCUGUGGCAGUAACAGAGACUGGGUUAGGGCGUGCUGUGGCAGAGACUGGGUUAGGGCGUGCUGUGGCAGAGACUGGGUUAGGGCGUGCUGUGGCAGUGACUGGGUUAGGGCGUGCUGUGGCAGAGACUGGGUUAGGGCGUGCUGUGGCAGUAACAGAGACUGGGUUAGGGCGUGCUGUGGCUGUGGCAGAGACUGGGUUAGGGCGUGCUGUGGCUGUGGCAGAGACUGGGUUAGGGCGUGCUGUGGCAGAGACUGGGUUAGGGCGUGCUGUGGCAGAGACUGGGUUAGGGCGUGCUGUGGCAGAGACUGGGUUAGGGCGUGCUGUGGCAGAGACUGGGUUAGGGCGUGCUGUGGCUGUGGCAGAGACUGGGUUAGGGCGUGCUGUGGCUGUGGCAGAGACUGGGUUAGGGCGUGCUGUGGCAGAGACUGGGUUAGGGCGUGCUGUGGCAGAGACAGAGACUGGGUUAGGGCGUGCUGUGGCAGUGACUGGGUUAGGGCAUGCUGUGGCAGAGACUGGGUUAGGGCGUGCUGUGGCAGAGACUGGGUUAGGGCGUGCUGUGGCUGUGGCAGAGACUGGGUUAGGGCGUGCUGUGGCAGUAACAGAGACUGGGUUAGGGCGUGCUGUGGCAGAGACUGGGUUAGGGCGUGCUGUGGCAGAGACUGGGUUAGGGCGUGCUGUGGCAGAGACUGGGUUAGGGCGUGCUGUGGCAGAGACUGUUGUGGCAGAGACUGGGUUAGGGCGUGCUGUGGCUGUGGCAGAGACUGGGUUAGGGCGUGCUGUGGCAGUAACAGAGACUGGGUUAGGGCGUGCUGUGGCUGAGACUGGGUUAGGGCGUGCUGUGGCAGUGGCAGAGACUGGGUUAGGGCGUGCUGUGGCAGAAACUGGGUUAGGGCGUGCUGUGGCAGUAACAGAGACUGGGUUAGGGCGUGCUGUGGCAGUGACUGGGUUAGGGCGUGCUGUGGCAGAGACUGGGUUAGGGCGUGCUGUGGCAGUGGCAGAGACUGGGUUAGGGCGUGCUGUGGCAGAGACUGGGUUAGGGCGUGCUGUGGCAGAGACAGAGACUGGGUUAGGGUGUGCUGUGGCAGAGACUGGGUUAGGGCGUGCUGUGGCUGUGGCAGAGACUGGGUUAGGGCGUGCUGUGGCAGUGACUGGGUUAGGGCGUGCUGUGGCAGAGACAGUGACUGGGUUAGGGCGUGCUGUGGCAGAGACUGGGUUAGGGCGUGCUGUGGCAGAGACUGGGUUAGGGCGUGCUGUGGCUGUGACAGAGACUGGGUUAGGGCGUGCUGUGGCAGAGACUGGGUUAGGGUGUGCUGUGGCAGAGACUGGGUUAGGGCGUGCUGUGGCAGAGACUGGGUUAGGGCGUGCUGUGGCAGUGGCAGAGACUGGGUUAGGGCGUGCUGUGGCAGAGACUGGGUUAGGGCGUGCUGUGGCAGUAACAGAGACUGGGUUAGGGCGUGCUGUGGCAGUAACAGAGACUGGGUUAGGGCGUGCUGUGGCAGUGACUGGGUUAGGGCGUGCUGUGGCAGUAACAGAGACUGGGUUAGGGCGUGCUGUGGCAGAGACUGGGUUAGGGCGUGCUGUGGCAGAGACUGGGUUAGGGCGUGCUGUGGCAGAGACAGUGACUGGGUUAGGGCGUGCUGUGGCAGAGACAGUGACUGGGUUAGGGCGUGCUGUGGCAGAGACUGGGUUAGGGCGUGCUGUGGCAGAGACUGGGUUAGGGGCGUGCUGUGGCAGAGACUGGGUUAGGGCGUGCUGUGGCAGAGACUGGGUUAGGGCGUGCUGUGGCAGUGACAGAGACUGGGUUAGGGCGUGCUGUGGCAGAGACUGGGUUAGGGCGUGCUGUGGCAGAGACUGGGUUAGGGCGUGCUGUGGCAGUGACUGGGUUAGGGCGUGCUGAGGCAGAGACUGGGUUAGGGCGUGCUGUGGCAGAGACUGGGUUAGGGCGUGCUGUGGCAGAGACUGGGUUAGGGCGUGCUGUGGCAGUAACAGAGACUGG
Molecule: messenger RNA, 2370 nt
Organism: Salmo salar (Atlantic salmon)
Lineage: Eukaryota; Metazoa; Chordata; Actinopteri; Salmoniformes; Salmonidae
Source: RefSeq, a predicted model, not a curated record